Molecule: messenger RNA, 1095 nt
Organism: Durusdinium trenchii
Lineage: Eukaryota; Dinophyceae; Suessiales; Symbiodiniaceae
Source: the annotation of a GenBank genome assembly
AUGGGCUUUGACUGUGUUUGGAUCACUCCCGUGGUGGACGCCAACGGGUUCAUGGGAUACGAUGCCGUGAACAUCUUUGACAUUGAGCCUCAUUUCGGCACCAAGGAGAGCUACCGAGGUACAGAGUAUUUGAUCGCCUGGCCACCACCUCCUUUCAAUCCAUCAGAGGAUAAUGCCAGGCUCAAGAAGCUCAAACAAGCUGGAGAGGCAGAUUGCGGACAUCAUGUCGCAGAACAGACAGAGUGUGCAUGCUUUCCUGGCAACAUGGGCUUCAAUUGCCCUUCUCUAAGCCCCACCGAUUUCAGCACAGGCUACCUGGGUGUUCUGGGGGACCUGAAUCACAGCAACCCUUUCGUGCGACAGACUUUGCUGAAGUGGGUGCACGAGAUGGUUCAAAACUACAGUUUGGAUGCCCUGCGGCUUGACACCGCGGUGUAUUUGGACAGAGGCUUUCUACCAGAAGUCCAGGAAGCAGCUGGCGUGCAAGUGCUGGGCGAAGCGACGGUCAACAAUCUGACUUUCCAGGCGUCGCUAAUGCAUGGUGGCGGUCAGAGUGGCCUUCUGGGUUUGUUGAACUUUCCGCCCUUCUACCAGCUUCCGCGGGCUUUUUGUGGCUAUCGCAUUGGUGGGGACUUUGGAGAUUACUCUUUACAAGGACUCCUUGACCUUUCUGGGGAGUUUUGUUGCAGGAUCCGGCAAGCCUUGGUAUGGGUCUUUCUGUCCCGUGGCAUUCCAAUUCUAUACUACGGCACGGAGCAGGGCCUGGAUGGGCAUCAAGGUCGUUGGUUCGAUGCCCUCUCGGGCAAACCGAUGACUCAGCAUUUGAAGAAGGGCUGCUUUGAAGCUCCCGACAAAUUCCCAAAGGAUGAUGUGGGCGCCAUGGAUGCCAGGUCCAAUUUCACAGGUGAACACCCCUUCGGCUUCUCCAUUCUCACUGCGGAAAGGACCUAUGAGCUCUUCACCCAUUCCUACCAGGAUGCGGAGCUCUGGGUCUCCGCACUGAAUGCAGCGCGGGACAUCGCCAAUGGCAAAGUGCCGGUGCAGGCUUCAACAGCUUCAGUGCCGCGACCAGCCUGCGAAGGUAAUGACACCUAA